Leptidea sinapis is the source of this 4086-nucleotide messenger RNA. RefSeq names its product integrator complex subunit 3 homolog (gene IntS3). NCBI's taxonomy places the organism in Eukaryota, Metazoa, Arthropoda, Insecta, Lepidoptera, Pieridae. Bases 105 to 3104 code for a protein of 999 amino acids. The record is from RefSeq and is a predicted model, not a curated record. The transcript has 5 exons. Gene Ontology annotation, cellular component: cytoplasm.
AAUUUUAUAUUCAAUUUCUCUGUGUGUACAUAUCUUUUCUACAGCUAUGCAGGCAAGUUCUCUUGGAUUGUUGUUAUAAUUAAUUACCUUAAAAUCGAGAGGAUAUGGAACAAGGGAAAGGUAAAACGCCCAAGCUUUUCAUAUGUACUGUUAUAGAAAACAAGGAUGAAAUAGAGGAGAGGUAUGAAAGAGCUUAUAACUUUUUUCAAUCACUUGUAGUAGAUUGCAGUGAAAAAGAGGCACAUGAUGCCCUUAAUAAUGCUGUUUGUAAAAAUCAUGAAGAUGUUUCACUUGGAAUGCUUAUGUCAAUCCUAUCAGAACCUCAGAAUGCUGUGAAAUGUUACAGAGACUUAACACUUAUCACUAGAGACGGCUUGACAUGUGUCCUGAAUAACCUAUCCAAUCUGAUUCUAGAGAGAUAUUUGAAAUUCCAAGACACAACCCGUAAUCAACUAUUGUGGCUUGUAAAGGAAAUGAUAAAAAAUGCUGUCAAUGGAAUUGAUAGUGUUUGUUGGAAUUUAAUGAGGUAUGCAUCAGGAGGAGAUGUUACAUCUAAAAAUAUUUUCCUUGUUGAAUCUCUCUUGGACAUAUAUAUAGAAAACCGAAGUUGGCUUGAUAAAUUUCCUGUAUUAGUAUGUAUGGUAGUUUAUACCUACUUGAGACUAAUAGAAGAUCACAAUAUUCCACAUUUGAUGACAUUAAGACAAAAAGAGGUAAACUUUGUCUUGGCCUUGAUAAGAGAACAUUUUAAUGAGGUACUAAGCCUAGGCCGAGAUUUAGUUAGAUUGUUGCAAAAUGUUGCUAGAAUACCAGAGUUUAAUCAACUAUGGCAAGAUAUUUUAUCAAAUCCGAAAUCAUUGUCACCCACUUUUACAAGUAUUCUUCAACUUUUACAAACCAGGACAUCAAGGAGAUAUUUACAAUCAAGGCUUACCCCUGAUAUGGAGAGGAAAUUGGUUUUCCUCACAUCACAAGUAAGGUUUGGCAACCAUAAAAAAUAUCAGGAAUGGUUUCAGCGACAGUAUCUUGCCACACCUGAAUCUCAAUCUCUCAGAAGUGACAUGAUUCGUUUUAUUGUUGGUGUAAUUCAUCCAACAAAUGAGCUCUUAUGUUCUGAUAUUAUACCCAGAUGGGCGGUUAUAGGCUGGCUUCUAACUACAUGCACAUCUAAUGUAGCAGCAUCAAAUGCCAAGUUGGCCUUAUUUUAUGACUGGUUAUUUUACUACCCUGAGAAGGAUAACAUUAUGAACAUAGAGCCAGCAAUUCUUGUGAUGCACCAUUCCAUGAGGUCUCAUCCAGCAGUUACUGCAACACUGUUAGAUUUUCUUUGUCGCAUUAUCCCCAACUUCUAUCCCCCCUUUGCGGAUAAAGUAAGGCAAGGAAUAUUUAAUUCUUUACAACAAAUUAUAGACAAGAGAGUUUUGCCUAAUUUGCAACCCCUUUUUGAUUCUCCCAAACUAGAUAGAGAACUAAGAACUACAGUAAGAGAAACAUUUAAAGAAUUCUGUAACAAUGGUAAUGAAGUUGGUGAGGGAGUAUCAGGUGUUCAUGAAGAAGGUAUUGAAGAUAUUUCUAGAGGAGGGCCAGAUGAACCUGCUUUUUCUGAUGAUGAAGAUGAAGUUACUCCCAAUAUUGGUGAAGAUACAGAUGAUGAUGAUCUUCCACUGUCUGAAGUUCGUGCAAGGGAAAGACCUGAAUUAGCUGCAGCAUUACCUUUACUCUUAAGACCAUAUGCUGAAACACUUUUAGAUGAAAGAACAGCAGAAGCUGCAUCAGCAUUACUUGAAAAUUGUAGUCCUCCAAUGCCAACUCCUGCUGCACUUGCAGAUUUAUUUGCGGCAACUCUACAAGAAGUUGCUCCUCUUAAAAUAACUAUGAGUCCAACACCAUCAGAAAUUGAAUCUGUCAUGAAUACACCUAUAUUUCCCCUAUUUCAUCAACUGCAUAAGGAAGCAUCUGAAGUGAAACACAAAUUAAUAUUAGAAACAUUGAAAGAAAUGUAUGUACAGCAUGCAGUACCAAAUAUAGGGUAUUCAUUAUUAUUUUAUCUCAAAGUGUGUUACGAAAAAAAAAAGCGUGCAGAGAGAGAUGCAGCAAAGAAAAAAGGAGUGCAGUUCAAAUCAGAUAUAUACAGAGAAUAUUGUGGUUUUUUAGAACUUAAGCUUGCGGAGAGCAUAGCUGAUGACUUUGAGAAAUGCCAAGAAAGUGAUGCUAAUGUUCUUGUUUGGUUAAUACCCGAUGUAUAUAGAGAAUUUAGAGAUCAAGUUCAAAAUCAUGUCAGGUUAAUGCAUAUAAUUGUCUCUACAUUAGAUGCAGGGCAACUGCAACGUCUAGUGUGUCUCACCCUACAAGGUAACCUGAUGAUGUUCAAGCCCGACAAUAUAACUACACUGCUAUCUACAAGCUUGAGUUGGGAAACAUUUGAACAGUAUUGUUUGUGGCAACUUUUAACAGCACACGAAAUAUCUGUUGAAGAUGUAUUGCCAAUCAUUCCAAAAUUAUCAUACAAGGAACAUGCUGAAGCUGUAACAUCUGUGCUAUUAAUGUUAAAACAAGAACGGCCAACAGCGGAAGUUAUAAGACAAAUGUUUUGUAGGACAUUAGAUGAUGAAGACUCCUUUGUAGUUUCAACUGUGAUGUAUUGGUGUCAGGACUAUGAAGACAAAGUUGCAGAUUUACUGUCGGUUUUAUUGAGCACCAGAUAUCCAGGAACAAGUCCUAAUAAAAGAAAACGCCCCGGAAAGCAUUCCAUUCCAUCUAAUGCACCACCUUCUGCAGAAUUAGUCUUAGGACACUUAGAACAAAUAAGAAUGUGUUGUGUUGAACAAGAUGAUUUGUCAAUUUUUAACAUGGAGUGUAUACAAAAAGCUCUACAGCAGUCACAAUCAAAUAGUAGUGAUACAUUAAAGCGGCAAUAUGGUGACCUAUUUUCCCUGGCGUGGGAAGACGAGCUACCAAUGUUGAGGAGGGCUCGAAAAUUAGCAUCCAAUUCAUUGCCACUAAAUCAAAAUUUACAUUCAUCUAAUGAAGAUAGUGAGGAGGAAGAAAUCGUCAAACCUAAACAAGCAAAACGGCGAAAGAAAGCAAUAUCAGAUAGUGAUUGACAUAUCUUUAACAAAUAUGGUUAUCUCGAACGCUAAAUGCGACUUCACACACAUGUAAUGUAUAAACUGUAUGAUGUUAUGUAGUGUUGCAAUAGCAUGGUUACCCCAUUUAUUUACCCCGGUGCAAUUCUUAGAAUAAUGCCCCACCAUUCACCAAUAUAAGUAGGUACAUUUAGUACAUAAUAUUACUGUGUAAUAUUUAUCAGUAUUGCCACAUACAAAAACGAUUGCGGCGAUUUCCUCUAUGUGCAGUAAGUGUAGACGUUAAAUGCAUUUUUUUUUCGAAAUAAAUCUGUUGGAAAAUUAUUCACCAUUAUUACUUAAGGUUUUGUAAAUUUUGACAAUCUAUAUUAUGUAAUAAUUAUUGUAAAAAUAUUAUGCAGAUUUUUUUUUCGUAUUUUAAGUGUUGGUCUUAUUUUAGUAAGGUCAUGACCAAGAAAGUUAUUAAAUAAAUAAUGUAUGUAUUAAUGCAAUUUUCGAAAUGCGUUUUACACUAGAUUCAAUAAAAAAAAUCUGUCGAAAUGAAAGAAUUUUAUUUUCAUACUUUAAUGUAAUUAUAAAAUAAACAUUGGCAGUAUAAUUUCAAUAGUCUGAAAUGAAAACAGUAUAAAAAUAGUUUAUUUUCAAACGUUUCAAUGUUCUAAAUAAAGAAAAUUUAACUAAAAAAAGAAGGUGAACGUUCUUCUUUCAAACUACAUAAUAUUAUCAGGUCAUAAGAACCAGAGUGGUUUGACCAUAUUUUUUACAAUAUCAAAUUUAUAAUAAUUUUGGUAUAAUCAGGGUGAUCAAAUUUAUUAUUUUAAUAUUGUAAAAAAUAUAGUUCGGCAACCCUGGUUCUCAUAAUAGACAACAUUAAAGGUUAUGUCAAAUAUUAGUUCCACUGAUUGCCGCAAGAAGCCCUCACUGUUUUCUUUUUUCGGAUUACCAAGACUAUUUUAGUUACAGGAAUCACUAUCUACAAUAAAAAAUCAGGUUUGUUUAA